Fundulus heteroclitus (mummichog) is the source of this 6238-nucleotide messenger RNA. Its product is annotated as inactive ubiquitin carboxyl-terminal hydrolase 54. The record is from RefSeq and is a predicted model, not a curated record. Lineage: Eukaryota; Metazoa; Chordata; Actinopteri; Cyprinodontiformes; Fundulidae. Gene Ontology annotation, molecular function: cysteine-type deubiquitinase activity. Gene Ontology annotation, biological process: protein deubiquitination. The coding region runs from base 584 to 4108 and encodes 1174 amino acids. The transcript is spliced from 20 exons.
GACCGCAGCGCUGGAUGGCGCUGGUGCUGGGCUGAGGAAAGGAGGGGGCUCGGUGUGCCCACGGCUCGCCCUCUCUUCCGUCUGAUCACACGGGAGGACACGCGAUCCGACGAGGACUGGCGGCGACAGCAGCCGGGAUAAAGCGAAAGAGGAGAAGAAACCACAGGGAUGCCCACAUGGGAGCAGCAUUGCUGUCGGAAGCUCUUUUAUCGAAGAGAAUCUGCCAAAGGAUUCUUUGGAACCGCUCUCAUGGCUUCAAACGCAGACUUUUAAAUCCACGGAGCUAAAGACAGCAAAACAGCACACUCACUGGCAAAUAUAAGUGGACCAGUUUGAAGAAAAAAAAAAACAAGUUUGGACAGUGGGAGGGUUGAAUGGGGGCCAAAUCCCUAUCCAAGACAUCUUGCAUCUUUUCAGUCCACAGCCCCCUCCUUCCUUCUACUCCUCCCUUCGUUUUCCCCUGCUCUGCUUUUCUCCCAUUCUCCAUCUUUCUCUCUCAUGGGAGUGACAUAGAGGCUGUGGCUCGGUCUUCUGCCCUUCCCCUUUUCUGCAUUCCUGUGGAGACAGGGACACCCAGGUAGUGAUGUCGUGGAAGAGGAACUACUUUGCCUCGGGUGGCGGAGCGGCCGGAGGGGCGCAUGGGCUGGUGACCCCGAGAACCAUGACCUCCAUCGCGCCCAGCAAAGGCCUGAGCAACGAGCCGGGACAAAACAGCUGCUUCCUCAACAGCGCUCUGCAGGUAUUGUGGCAUCUUGACAUCUUUAGGAGAAGCUUUCGGCAGCUGACCACUCACAAGUGCAUGGAGGAUUCAUGUAUAUUCUGCGCUCUAAAGAGUAUCUUUGCUCAGUUCCAGUUCAGCAGCGAGCGCGUCCUGCCGUCGGAUGCACUGCGGAGUGCUCUGGCCAAGACUUUCCAAGACGAACAGCGGUUUCAGCUGGGCAUUAUGGACGACGCGGCCGAGUGUUUUGAGAAUCUGCUGAUGCGUAUCCACUUCCACAUCAGCGCAGAGAGCAGGGAGGACAUCUGUACAGCCAAACACUGCAUACCACACCAGAAGUUUGCCAUGACUCUGUUCGAACAGUGUGUGUGCAGCAGCUGUGGAGCCUCAUCGGACCCCCUGCCCUUCAUUCAGAUGGUUCAUUACAUCUCCACCACGUCCCUCUGUAACCAGGCAGUGAGGAUGCUCGAGUGCAGAGAGAAACCCACGCCAGACAUGUUUGGCGAGCUUCUCCGCAACGCUAGCAACAUGGGAGACCUGCGCAACUGCCCGAGUAACUGUGGGGAGGUGCUGCGUAUCCGCCGGGUGCUGAUGAACUCACCGGAAAUUGUGUCCAUCGGGCUGGUGUGGGACUCGGACCACUCUGACCUAGCAGAGGACGUCAUCCACAGCCUGGGAACAUGCUUGCGUCUGGGAGAUUUGUUCUACCGUGUUACAGAGGAAAGGGCUCGCCAGGCGGAGCUCUACUUGGUGGGCAUGGUGUGCUACUACGGCAAGCACUACUCCACCUUCUUCUUCCAGACCAAGAUACGCAAGUGGAUGUACUUUGACGACGCCCACGUCAAAGAGAUUGGCCCAAAGUGGAAGGACGUAGUGUCUCGCUGUAUUAAAGGCCACUACCAGCCCCUGCUGCUGCUCUACGCUGACCCCCGUGGGACGCCUGUGAUACUGCAGGAGAGCCCCAACCCUUGUACUGGCUCCAACCCGCAGCUGGAGCUCCAGCACUGCAGCAGCAAGGCUGGUUACGACAGUGAGGACUCAGGUCGGGAGCCAUCUAUAUCGAGCGACACUCGCACCGACUCCUCGACGGACAGCUCGAGCCACCGCACGUCCCGCAGCCGACCCCUGCACCAGUCCACGGGGAGCCGGCUCUCCAGUGAAUCCCAGACCACAGUCGUCUGCAACCAGGACACACCGCCGCUCGGUGCUGACGCUGGAGAGUCAGCAGUGGAGGCUCCAACAACCCGCCACCCCUCUCCUCCCCUGCAGGAGUACAAGGAGACGGCAGUCUUCCUCCUGUCUUCGCGCAGGCCCCUCACCUCCUCCUCCUCCUCCUCCCGUCCCCUUUCGUCCUCGUCUUCAUCGGGAGUCGGGGGCUGUGAGGGAGGAGCUGGGGGGCCCCACUGGGAGGAUGAAAGCACCAGCAGCGAGAGCAAGUCCAGUUCUUCUGGGAGCCGUUACCGGCCAACCUGGAGGCCCAGGAGAGAGGCCCUGAACAUCGACAGCAUCUUCACUCGACAGAGAGACGCGUCUCUGGGCUACACCGCUGCACCUGGCCCCUCCCUCCCUCCUGAGCCCCAGGAUCCCCUCCCCUUUGUGGGACCUGUCAUACAACCAGGACUGGAAGAGGUGGAAGGAAGGGAGACCGGGGAGGUCGGGUUUGGGCUGGUUGGACAGCCCCGGCCUUCAAGCGGUGGGCGGACUAUGGGUCCUCCUCCUCCUCCACCUCUGAGAGGGGUGGAGCACCAGCCACGUCUCAUCCAGAGAAUGGAGAGUGGCUACGAAAGCAGCGAGAGGAACAGCAGCAGCCCUGACAGGGAGGUGGGGCAACAAAAACGGGUGCUGAUGUCUGGGCCUUCGUGGCGCUCGGUGCCCAAGUCGAAAAGCAGCGGCGCCAUCAUGCAGGAGCUGCCGCACCCCUGCUGGGUUCGCGGCUCUGACACGGGCUCUGGGCGCAGUGAGCUAGAUGAGCUGCAGGAGGAGGUGGCGAGGAGAGCCCGCCACCAGGAGCAGCAGAAGCGGAAGGAGGCCGAGCGGGAGGCGGCCAUGGGAUUCAACCCCAGACCCAGCAAAUUCAUGGACCUGGACCAGCUCCAACACCAGGCCGUGCUCAGACCCCUGCAUGAGGCUAACGCUCAUAGCGGAUUGGCUGUAGCUGGGUGCAUGAGGAGCACUGGGGGGCCAAUCAAACGCAGGCAGGAACAGGAAAUGGAACGGGACACGGGAAACGGCCACCCACAGGGGCCUCGCAGUGAACAGCCUGGCUCGGUCCAAGUACUGCUGACGCCUAAUCGGGAGGAGGAAGAGGACGAGUCAACGACCAGCCAUGAUGCUCAGGGUCAAAACCCUCCCCCGCCUCCUCCACCCUACCGCCCCUCUCCCCCCCGACCCACGCUCACCCUUAGCAUCAGUCACCCCUGCGGCCCAUCCAGCCAAGGGGAGGAGGAGGAGGAGGCCAGGCGCGCUGGGAAGCGAGGCGAGGAAGCUGAGGAUGGGAGUGAGGGGAGGGGUGUGAGGCUGUGUGAUUUGCUGCAGGCUGGGGGGGUCAGUGUCAGACCCCUGGGGAAGCACUUAGCCAUCUCUCUACCCUCACUUCCUCUUCGUCUCUGGGAUACACACGCCGCACACAUCCCCCCUCCACCAUGCUCUCCUCCUCCGUCACCCCCGCCGGAAACUUGCGGGCAAAGGAAACACCUCGCGCCACUCUGGCAGCCGCCCCGGCCGCAUUCCCCCGACGAGGGGUCUCCCCGUUGGCAGCAGCACGCCGUCCUUGCGGACGGCAGCACGCGCCACUGGUCCUCCUGGAGUCUGGACCGCCCCGAUGCCGUGGUGACGCCAUACGACACGCCCCCGGACCGCUGCUUUCCCAUCAGGACACAGAAUCCUGGCCAGAGCUGCAGCUACAGUUGUCAGUCUUCUCCAGGGCACUACGGCUCCCAGCAUGCCCCAGGGCAGCGCGGUGAUCACCACUGUGACCGUGAAGAGGCUGAGCUGUCAGAGCUGGACUCCCUUUACCAGGCCAGUCUGCAGGCCGGAAGAACAGGCUGCAGCCCAUCUGAGAGGCUCAUAUCCAGGAUGGGAGGGCAGACGCGCUCCAAGACCCCCAACGCAGACAUGGAGAGGAGUGUGUACGGGGCGGACAGCACCAGCACCCCCACCUACCUCAACAAGCCAGUGAUGUUGCGGGACCCACAUCUGGGGGCGGAGCCUGGUGAUGGGGAGAACCAGAGGCGAAUCGGACGCAGCCUGAGCGGCACGAUGGUGACCUCCCGCCGCAGCCGCCUCACUGCAACCCGCAGCUUUGAGCUGUCGGGUAGCGCUGGAAGUUUCUGGCUGUGUCUGACGGGGGUCAAGCUGUCCACGGACCAGAGCCCCGCUCUGCUUCACUGAUAUCCCGCCCCCCGCCUUCCUCUGUUACCCUCCCACGGGUCAGCGGUGCUGUGGUCCCGGGCGGGGUCACUUCGAAUGACAAAGGUUCGGCUCAGGACCAUCUUCCCAACAGCCGUCCUGCUCCAGCACCUUCUCUUUGAAAACGUUAUACACAAACACAAAUGCACGCACACGUCGAGCCUCCCUCUGCGCCUGAAGCACCCCGCUUUAGCCCCUACUUGCCUUCCCUCCCUACUUAUUCUACCUAUGCAGUCACUCUGACCCCUUAAACUAUAACCCCCCCCCCCUUUCUUUCCCGGGACUAUUUCUCGUCUCCCUGUGGGUUUUUUAGGAGGACCACCUUUGCAGGCGGCCUGCUCCAACUGGGACCGCAGCUUUCUGCAAGCUUGUCCUCCACCCCAACAGGACCUUCAGCUCAAUGGGAGACUCUAAACAAGUAGCCACUUCCUCUUUCUUCAUGGGCAUUUUCCCCUUUGGACGCACAUGUAGCUGAACUGACAGCCAUAUUUUUGCUCUCUUUUUUCUUGCCAGGUUUCCUUGAUGUUUUUUUGUUUCCGUUUUUCCUUUUCUGAGACUGAACUCUGACAACUAGACAUGUACAGAAAAAACACAUGUAUGAAACCUGUAUGUUAAUUAAUAAGACCUUAUGGAAUGUUGAUAAUUAACGAAUAUUGAUUAACUAAAAGUUGUACUUCCUCAUGUCUGCAUUUCAAAUAGCAGUGGAGUGCACUUCACAAGUGUCUAGCUGGAGUUUCCGUUGCAAAAACCCCAACCCGCUCCCCCCCCCAAAAAACUGCUUGCUGACUUAAUGACAGCUCUCCCGCUUCUACUGGGAGAUUUAACGAGAAAAGCACUUCCUUUUACUUUGGUCUUUUCUGUCUUUUUCUUCUUUUUUGUUUUGCUUUUCUUUGUUCUGAAAGGGAAGCAGUAGCACCACAACCGGGCCGGCAGGAGGAGGAGAGUCGAGAAAGGAAGAGGAGAGAGAGAGGGAGAGGAAUGUAGGUUAGAAAACCCGCCUCUUACAGGCUUUUUAAUCAGUGAACUCGGGUUACUCAAGUGCACUUUGCAGGGAAGAAGUGCACUUUUUAUCGAAGGCUGUCGGAGUGAGAGAAGUCCUUUUGGUUUUGUUUUACAUCAAGGCCUCAGGUGAACUUCAGUGGCACUUAGAAAUUCCCACUAUUAUGAUUUCCGACGCUGGUUUCGAGACCCAGAUGGGAGCAAAAACGGCACAUCUUCAGCCUGAUACAGUAACGUGUCUAAUAUAAAUAUGCUUUAUAUGAUAAAUAUGUAUUAGAGGUAUAUUUUCAGCCAGUGAGCUAUCUUCAGAGAUGUCAACCAUUACUCUGUGGUAUGAACAUAUAAAUCAUUCCCCUAACAAAUGAGUAGCAUUCUGACAUGUGUAGAGUCAACAUAUUUUAUUAUAUAUAUAUAUAUAUAUAUAUAUAUAUAUAUAUAUAUAUAUAUAUAUAUAUAUAUAUAUAUAUAUAUAUCCUUAUAAAUUGACUGAGUUUUGCAAGAAUUCACUGAUAUUGACUGAUUGUUGUAACAAAAACCAAAGGUUGGCUCCUAGCUUGUUACUUUUAUUGUUCAUUUAGAUUGUUGUUGUUGUUAGUUUUAUCUUUUUGGGUUGUGAAUGUGGGAGAAUGUAGCCAAUUGUAGCGCAUGAGUCCGCUAUGCAAAUCAACCUUCCCUCACGGUCCUGUGUCAGAGACAGUCAAGAGGCAGACACACCCACCCAGCCACCCACAGUGGGCGCUCACGUGGACGAGGACGAUGAGGAGGAGAACUUGUGUUUUAAUGCUGCUGGUGAUCCUUGUUGUUCUGCGUCUACUUGCUACGUUUCAGCUAAUGGGAUGCAAAAAAAAAAUUAAAUUAAACAAAAUAAAAAAAACGAAGCUAUACGAGAAGGCAGAGGAGACGAGAACGAAUGAAUGUAAAGUGAAAGGUGUGUUUAUGAAUGACGGGUAGGAGACGGAGGAGAGUGGACAGCUGCUGGAGAUGGCUUUUUAAGUGGGUGCGUGUAGACUGAGCGUGUGUCAGUUUUGGGGCUAGUGUUGCUCGGGGAAAGAGGGAUCCUGUAUUUUUGCAAUAAAGUUAUUACCAAUACACUCCCGCAGGGGGUGUAACCAC